Molecule: messenger RNA, 948 nt
Organism: Lynx canadensis (Canada lynx)
Lineage: Eukaryota; Metazoa; Chordata; Mammalia; Carnivora; Felidae
Product: olfactory receptor 1Q1-like
Exons: 2
Coding region: 1-948 (315 amino acids)
Biological process (GO): G protein-coupled receptor signaling pathway
Cellular component (GO): membrane
Molecular function (GO): G protein-coupled receptor activity; olfactory receptor activity
Source: RefSeq, a predicted model, not a curated record
AUGGUCAAUAACAGCUGGACCAGUGUAUCCCAUUUUGUUCUCUUGGGCAUAUCUACCCACCUGGAAGAGCAGAUCCCACUCUUUCUUCUUUUUCUACUGAUGUAUGCAAUCAACAUUUUUGGGAACUUUGCCAUCAUCACAUUGAUUAUCUCUACUCCACGUCUCCACACCCCCAUGUACAUCUUCCUCAGUAAUUUGGCUUUGGCAGACAUCUGUUUCACCUCCACCACGGUCCCCAAGAUGCUACAGAACAUUUUCUCACCUACAAAGGCCAUUUCCUACAUGGGCUGCUUAGCCCAGACCUAUUUCUUCAUUUGCUUUGCAGCCAUGGAAAACUUCCUUCUGGCUGUGAUGGCCUAUGAUAGAUACAUCGCUAUCUGCUACCCUUUCCGCUACCCUAUGAUCCUGACCAGAAUGCUGUGUUCACAGAUGGUGGCUCUGUGCCAUAUCCUCUCCCAUCUUCAUGCCCUGCUGCACACCUUUCUUAUGGGCCGAUUAAUCUUCUGUGCAGAUAACAAGAUCCCCCAUUUCUUCUGUGACCUCUACCCUCUGAUGAAGAUUUCCUGCUCCAGCCCCUACCUCAACACCCUGAUGAUUCACACGGAGGGUGUUAUUGUCAUCAAUGGAGCUCUGGCUUUCAUCAUUGCCUCCUAUGCCCGCAUCAUCUCAGUGGUCCUCCAGAUCCCCUCGGCCAAGAGCAAAUGGAGAGCUUUUUCUACCUGUGGCUCCCACCUCACUGUGGUGUCUAUCUUCUAUGGCACACUCACAUGGGUCUACUUCCGGCCCCUUACCAGCUAUUCAGUGACUGAGGGUCGCAUUCUGACAGUCAUGUACACAGUGGUGACCCCCAUGCUGAACCCCUUCAUUUACAGCCUGAGGAAUGGGGAUGUCAAGGGAGCCUUCAGAAAAUGGGUGUGUGUUUCUUUACACCAACACUUAACUAUCUGA